GGUUGAGACGCCAACAAGUCUUUACGCCGGCCAUUUAUUAGCGGUUUUUUUUACCUUUAUAAUCUGUGUUUUUUAUUAGUCGAUUUCAGUGUUAAGUGCCUAGUGUUAAUAGUGUGUAUUAUAUUAAAAAAAUGUUUAUAUGUGUAAGAUUUAGGGACGAUGGCGUAAGAAUGGUUGUCACAGCGGACAAAAUAAAAAAAUUUGAUAUAAACAAUAUCGACUUCGACCAUGCUUACAAAGUGCUGUAUACUGAUGAAAAAUACUAUAGGGCACAUUUAAUAUGCACUGCUGAAACUGAAGCUGAUGCUUUAUUGAAAGCAGAAGAAAAAAGAUUCAGGAUACCUAAAACCCUAUUUGAUGAAUCGUCUACAUGUGACGAAUUAGAAGAGUCGACCAUAAUUACCAAAAGCAAAAAAGAAUGCAAAGACUUAAAGAAAGCAGCAUUGCAUGAAAACUAUUCCAACAUUCUGCAGGAUCUUACUAAUGUAGGGAUGGAAGCAAGCAUUCCUUCGACCUCUGAUAAAACUAAAAUCUUUAAUAAUAGAACAAGAGGUAUAAAAACACUUAAUCCUGAAGAUAAGGAAAUGAAUAGUCUUAAAAUGGAAAUAUCAAUACUUAAAACAGAAAAUGGUCAAUUAAAAGAAGAAAUUAAUGUUUUAUCAAAAUUAAAUAAGGAACUGCAAAGUGUAGUGAUUGAGAAAUUUAAAAAUUUGGAAUUGACUGCAACUAACGGAGGAGUACAACCCCCACUGGAAUUGGAAUUACCCACUGGAACCAGAUUAGAUGGAAAUAUUCAUUUAGGGAGAAAUGUUUGGCUUCCAUGUCAAAUUUAUGAUUCGGCUGCUAAUAAACCCAAAAAGAAUAACUACUCUUUAUUAAUAAAAGAAAUUGCAUAUGCUGUAUUUGGUGAAAGAGUCUUAAUGGAAAGCAGUGUAAGUGGACGAAAAUGUAAUAGGACAAAGACAGAGGCAAAACCAGCAUUAGAUGGAACAAAGUUAAUGGCAGUCCAUGAUAUUAUUCGUUAUACAUUAGAAAAAAAUGGGGAUUCUUUAGAAAAGAUUAAUGCGGUUGUGGAUAGCAUUAACCAUAGAGUUGGAGAAAAGAUGCAAGAUCUCAUCAAACCUAAAAUUAAAGGAAGGUUAAAUGAAGAAAGUAUAGAUGACAGUUAACUUAAAUAAUUAAAUAUUUAUAUUAAGUCAAUGUAAAGAAGUUAUGUUUUUAUUUUAUUUUUUCGCUCAGAAAAUUAUUUUUUGUUAAGAU
This is a messenger RNA of Brassicogethes aeneus, 1260 nucleotides long. The record is from the annotation of a GenBank genome assembly. NCBI's taxonomy places the organism in Eukaryota, Metazoa, Arthropoda, Insecta, Coleoptera, Nitidulidae.